AUGCAUUGUGGAAUCAAUGCACUUUGUAUUGCGUUUGAUUUUUGUUUUCUUAAUGGUUCCCACACUUGUCGGUUGCGCUCUGGACACACAGUACCUUCAAACACCGCUACACAAUGUGGACUUUACGAAAUGACAGCUAAGAAAGAUUGUUCGGGUGGAAUCUUCAUAACAUCUCAAAGAAUAUGCAAGAAAAUUUUGUCGGACUUUGCAUUGCGUAAACCUACCAAACAGUCGUCAACCUUUGCAAUUCAUACAGCUGAGUAUGCUGUAGAUGGUAACUAUGGCACAGACCUUAUGAUCGACCAAUGUACAUCCACAGAUACAAACGACAUAAACCCCUGGUGGAUGGUAGAUCUGCAAACUGUGUGUUACAUUACAUCUGUCAGAAUAGUCAACAGAGGACCGGAUAGCACCGGAAUAGAUUCAUCACACCGGCUGCGGGAUGUUACUGUCACUGUAGGGCUGACAGAAUCAACUGUCAACAUUGUCUGUGGUUUCUUUGCUGGCCCCGGUACUCUGUCACAGGUGGUCAUCAUCGACUGUCCGACAAUACCAGAGGGGAGAUUUGUAAAGAUCUCCAAAACAACCGAGUAUCUCACUCUUUGUGAAGUUGACGUCUUUGGAGUCGCUGUAUAA
Magallana angulata is the source of this 636-nucleotide messenger RNA. RefSeq names its product fucolectin-1-like. NCBI's taxonomy places the organism in Eukaryota, Metazoa, Mollusca, Bivalvia, Ostreida, Ostreidae. The record is from RefSeq and is a predicted model, not a curated record. The transcript is spliced from 4 exons. Bases 1 to 636 code for a protein of 211 amino acids.